UGAGAUCAGGUAAUAAGACUAUAUGUAGAACACAUUAUCGUUAUGACUCUGUCAAUGGAUGGUCCGGUCUCAACAGAAACGGUUUUAAAAUGGAACAUGGAUAAUGUAGCUGAAUGGCUAAAAGCAGUUGGUCUUGAAAAGUAUACCGGCAAGUUUAAACGCAAUAUGGUCACUGGAGAGAUUCUGGUACAACUUGAUGAACUUCUGCUGGAUGACCUCAAUAUUACAAGCAUAAGUGACCGUCAAAUAUUACUGCAAUCAGUGGCUGGUUUUACAGCCAAUGUUGAAGACUGCAUAAAAAUGGAUUCAUCGCUCAUUACGUCAUUUAAUACCGAGGAACAUGUCAAUACCAAAUGCGAGCCAGAAAUGGAGGUUCUCAAAACUAACGAAAACGACCCUGAAGAAAACGCAACAACAGUAUUUCCCGCAUUUGCUGAGCUGCUACCUACAAUUGGAGAAGAAGAAGAAACUGAUGAAGGAGGGAAUCAUUUUUCAGAUGAUUCAAUGAACAAUUUUACAGAGAAAUAUCAUAAAGACAUAUCUCAGAGUGAACUUUUGAAGCCAGAUGAAGAAAAAGAUGGGCUUGACAACAAAAGUUCUACAGGCAUGUUAAACACGAUUGGUCAUGAUAGCCGUGCUUCGUCGGGUCUGGAGGAUGACGAAGUAGCGUCCAGAGCAACACAAAUCGUUCAAGUCAUUUCCGAAGAAAACAUGUGUUUACGAAAACAACUGGAAAAAUAUUACCAAGAAAUAAAAAAGCUGAAAUGUGUUGAUAAGGAGCUUCGUGAUACUCAUAUUAUGUACAAAGAUUUAAAAACUGCGUUUAUUACCCGUGAGCACAAAGAAAAAGCAAUGCGUCUACGUAUGGAAGCUGAAAUUGCUCAGCUUCAGAAGACUAACACUGAGUUAACAGAUGAGAUGAAAGAACUUCAGACUGUGCUUGGAAGCGAACCUAAAAGAGAAUUACAAGGGCUCAAAGAUGAGAUUAAUCAGAGAGACGACGAGGUUAAACAAUUACAGAAAGACAGAAAGAAUUCAAAAUCAUCUCUGCAAAACUUAGAACGAAUACUGAAACAGAAAUCAUCAGAGAUAAUUCUCCUGCGACAACAAUUAGAGAUGUGUGUUUGUAAUGUCUGUGGUUCAAAGCAAAUGAAAGAGGAACGAGAGAACAAAAAUGGAGAAAAAGAAACAUCUGCUGAUUAUCUUGAACAAUUUCAUGAAUCAAUGAUGAAGUCUAGUGGACGUUACAGAACAAGAUUUUUAAACAAAUCAAAUCAAAGACUUUGCAACACGAAGGAGGAAUUGGAUAUAAAUACAUGUGUACCAGUCUUAGUAGAACUUCUAAAAGAAAAAGAUGCGGAAAUUGUGAAAUUAAGGGCAGAAAUUGAUCAGAUUAUGUCAAGAUUAUCUGAAAUGUCGGUUCCUGAAUGGACAUCAAGUGUUAGCGAAAGACGACUGCAUAAACACAGACAAUCCAAACAAAGAUACUCGGAUCUGGAAACGGAAAUAAGAUCUCUUCAUGUUAAAUUGGCUGAAAAAGAUGCACAGAUCAAGAUACUGCAAUGCAAAUAUGGCGAAAAUCGUGAUUCCUCGAGUCCAUCGUCGACACCAUUUAGAAUUCCUUCGUUUACAAGUCAAUCGUCUCUCUCCUCGUACCAGGAUUCUGGUGUCAUGACUGCGUCAGAUGGACACUGCGAAGAGGCCACAUACCAGAAUGCAAAAGACGAUGGAAUCCCCGAAAGAUAUCAACUUCGGCUUCAGGAACCUGGUUAUGACAUUGAAACAGACGGAAGACAUUCAGAUAAGCAGGAAGAAGAGGGAACCUGUUUAAGUGAUCAUUGUUGGUUUGUGUGAGAAACUUCAAUUCAUGUAUAAAUACAAAUCAUAUCUCUUAUAGAUAUAUGUAUCAUAGAAAUUAUAAUUUACAAAUAACUUAUAAUAUUUUUCUGAUUUGUUAAAAUGUUCCCAACAGCUUUGGUAUUUAAAGUCAAUGAAUGUUAUCAUUAGUUUCUUUUAAGAUUUAAGCAAUAAGUUCUUUUCCAAAAUGACCAAUAGGCUUUUCCUAAAUUAAGUCUAAAGCAAUAAUCAGAAAAAUACUUAACAAUUCCAUAACUAUAUGGUGCACAAAUGUAGUUGAUGGUCCAAAUUAAGGCAAAGGGAGGCUUCGUGAUAGGUUGUAUAUAAGUUGUAAGGGCCCAAAAUGGGUUCCCUAAAAUUGUAUAUAUUUUUAUAUUUUGUGAAAAGAAUCAACA
Dendronephthya gigantea is the source of this 2252-nucleotide messenger RNA. RefSeq names its product angiomotin-like protein 1. Gene Ontology annotation, cellular component: bicellular tight junction; cytoplasmic vesicle; plasma membrane. Gene Ontology annotation, molecular function: protein binding. Gene Ontology annotation, biological process: actin cytoskeleton organization; regulation of cell migration. The record is from RefSeq and is a predicted model, not a curated record. NCBI's taxonomy places the organism in Eukaryota, Metazoa, Cnidaria, Anthozoa, Malacalcyonacea, Nephtheidae. The transcript has 14 exons. Bases 43 to 1854 code for a protein of 603 amino acids.